CUCUGCCCCUAAAAGCGUUUUAUAUAACCUUAGCGGGUACCAUUAGCCGUCAGUAACGGCCGCGAGCGAUAACACCAAACAAUAGCUUUACGAAUAACCGCCGUAUUUUUUCUCAACAGACAAAUUAUUUACUAACCUAGCUUUGUCAAAUAUUCGAAACAAUAUCCGAAAAAAAACGUCUAAUUGCACUGCAACUGUUUGCGCAAUAUUUUGAGUUUCAGCGCCGUGUGAAGCGCAUUGUGCGCCGGCGCGGCUCUGCAGUUUUUAUCCGACAUUAGCGUUACGAUGCCAGCGAGAGUCGCUAGUUAUACAACGAGUAUUAUAGGAUAAUAUACCGCAGACUGUCGCGGAAUCGCUGACGAUUAGUUUGAUACAUAUUUUUAUUGGUUAUUGUUAGGCGGUUGAGUUGCGUGGCGUGUUUAGAUAAUACGCGUGCGGUGAACGCUCGGCGAGUGCAGUUUGAAAGUACGCGGCUGAAAGUGGGUUUGCUUCAGUGUUUCAGGAGGCUAGUGAGUGGUUAUUGACUAUAUUGUGAACUGUGAGCGGGAGCGGGCUGCGACGGAGAUCUAACCUCCAUUGGCUUUAGGAAACGCAGUUUGGCUGAUAAUCAGAAACUGAUGAAGCGGAAGUGGAGUAGAACCGGAAACAAUAUGGCGACGACACGGCAGAUCGCCAUCACAUUACUAUUAUUAUGCAUAGCGAGUGCGUGCGACGGCUCGCGGCGGACUGCUCAGCGAAGAAAGGACACCUCCCUAGAGCGCGACUACUACCAGCCGGCGCCCAGCGUGGAGACCCUCAGCUCGCUGGCCGAAGAGACGGGGGCCGCCGGCUUCGAGCACUACACCGAGGGGAAGGCACUGGUGAAGAGACUCAUCCCUGAGAGGACGGAGCCGGACCUGGAUGUCAUUAGGCAUGAUGGCGUCAUCGGCAAGGCGGGCGUGGACUUCCCCGCGUUCCCGAACAUCCCCCCCACCGGGUUCAACUGCAAGAACGUGCCCACCGGAUACUACGCGGACCUGGAGACCGAUUGCCAGGUAUUCCACAUCUGCGACACAUCACGCAAGAUCUCGUUCCUCUGUCCCAACGGCACCAUCUUCAGCCAGUCGCACCUGAUCUGUGACUGGUGGUUCAAGGUGGACUGCGCCUCCGCGCCCGCCCUCUACGAGUCCAGCGCGGAGUACUACUCCAACGAACAGAAGAAGUCCCAGAAGAUCACCCAGUCGCUCAGCAAGACCUUGGAGCUACCACAAAUAAGCUCAGACGCGUCGAACAUACAGCCGUCGAAAACGCCGCUUAGGAGGACAACGCUGAAGGAUCUCCCGACCAGCACCACUGAAAGACUGCUGCGUCAUCGCCAAAGAUUACAGAGCGAUAACACUCCACCAUUGGGCAACCCUAAACCUACUUCCAGAAGCUUCCAAUCCCUGUUCACUGAAUCAAAUUACAAUCCGACACAGAAGACCGUGUACCCUCCAGUCCCGUCUGGUUUUGAGAAGAGAAGGAAACUCGUCCAGCUGAUCGGUAACAACUUUGCCAACACACCUCGCCCCACUUUACCGACAUACACUGAUGCUGCUACUUACAGGAACCCAGCACCAUCUGGCGGUGACUUUAACACUAUCAAGGAGAUGCAGGUCGCGGCCGAGUCGGCUUCCUUCGCUAACAACAACAACAGACAGUUCCUCCAAGAUUACACUAAGAACUUCAGACCCUACCCUGUGUACACGCCCAACGUUCCAGCAGUUAGAGUCGGAAAAGCAAAAGCGAACCCGACCUUGACCACCCUGUUCGAAAUCCGGAACAAAAAUGUAGAGCAGCAGCAAAGCUAUGUGGACUCGACUACUAAACGCGCCACUUUACUUCCUUACACGAAAAGCUACUCCAACACAAUCAACGAGAAACAACCCUACACUAGACCGGGAGUGUCCCUACUGAAGGAGUUCUUAGAGCGAGAAAAGAACAAGACAGCCACUACCACUGAAAAGAUAACCACAGCUACCGACAGAGCCGAUCACUACAGUACUAAAGACACAUACGAAACCGUCACGAAAAUCCCUCACACCACCAAAAGUGAUUCCUACUUCACUGACACAGCAUCAUCCAUCAGAUACGAUGUUUUCAGCACCAACAACUUCCAUCACGCCAGCACUGAACCCAACUACCAAGAAAGGAGAGAACGACUCUUGAGGAAGCUGAACUUGGACUCUCUGAUCACCACAGAACCAACUGUUACGACCACUGAUGAUAAGCAGUACGGAAAGAGGCCUGGUCUUGUAGUACCUCCUUCACUGACCCCUAAAACACUGCACACAUUGGCCAUUUACUACGCUACUGCGUUGGAUAACUUGUCCACUACCACUCCUGUUCCAGACGCCGCCGAUGCGGAAACAACUACAACAGCUAUUGAUGACUACGAAAUGCUAGAAGAAGGUUUACCCGCACUGUUCAGCAGACACACUAUUAACAAAUACAGCAAACUCUUUGGUCAACAUGGUGACAACUCAGACCUGUUGGAAGAGAUCAGACUAGACCCCAACGGCACAUACAAUGAGUUGACCGAUGACCUAGCUGUCAUGCAAAGUCAGAAUCCUUUGGCUACAUCACCCCAAAUCAGAGAACUAGCCCAAGUUUUCACUCACGCACUCUCAGCGUAUCUCCAAGAUCCAGUCCAGUUCAGAAAAGUGCUCUCCAACAUAAGACCUACAGAACCAUCUUUCGGAGAAGUAGUUACAGCCACUGAAGAAUCGGUAUACAACACGGAGACGACGACAACAAUCAAUGAAGAGGAUGAUGAAAUAUUAGGCUUCUCAGACGAGAACAAAGCUAGACCGGCGCUAGCACAACUCAGAGACGGCAAAUCGUUGAAUCCAUCGACCGUAUAUCCAGUGUACAACACUGAAACUGACCCUCCUACUACUAAAGCCAUUGAGACUACCACUACUCCUCAACCCACCACUCCGGCCAGCACGCUUAGAAGUAUCUUCAGAUGCUGCGGAAGAAUAUCAGCAUCGUACACCACGGCCGCCACGCCCAGAGAAUACUCCGUCACUCAUUCCUCAUACUCCAACACUGUCGCCUCUAAUGUUAACACAUUAGCCUCGAACUAUGGAGAGAACCUUGUAACAACAACAGAAAACAGUUACGCUGUACCAAGAUACGGAGGUUUCCAGAACAAUACUCAAGAAUCAAACGACUCUCCGUACGGCAAAGGUGUAAACCCAACCGGAGCUCAACCUCUUAACGAAUAUGUUGAGAACACAAACCUGCCCACAGCUUGGGGUAUUGAUGCUUCUGAUGUUACCUCGUUACCAAUAACCAGUGUGCAGCUCAAUGAAUUUGAGAGCAAAAAGAUCAAGCCUACCACUUAUUCUCCUCCCACAACCACUCCGGUUUACUUCACUGAGAAGGAUACCAGCGGCGAGUUGGAAAAUGAAGAGGAACUGCAAAGAGCUCACAGCCAGUCCUUCGUCUCACCUCAAGACAACAGCUUGCGACAAGGUAAGAACAUCAACUUCGACACUGAAACCAAGACAACAGUUAAGAAACCAGCUGAAGAAUUGGAAGCACCCACAAUUUCCGACCAAGGGGAAACCACUACCAUCCUGCCAACCACCCCUGGCUACCUGCCUACAACGACCAGCAAAAACGAGGACAAUGAAGCCCCAACCACAUACCUUCCUGAAAUCAGCAGCAUAUUCACUUCACCAGACAGCGACAAGUCUACAAAUAUAUUCCAAUGGUCCAACAACUUCGAAAACUGGCAGAGCACUGUGGUACUAGACCCUAUGACUCUUAACGACGGUUUGUCUGAAAAUGGCCCUCACCACGGCUUGCAGUCAGGCAGUCAAACUACUGCUUGGGCUGGAACCUUUAACACCGCCACUACACCCGUUGCGGAUUACACAGGAACUGUCGAGCAAGAAGUCUCAUCCUCUCAAUUUAUUUCACAAACGACCCCAGCUAACAGAGUCGACGAUGAUUCAAAAAGAAAAGGCAGACUCCUCAAUCCAUCAACGUCUACUGAAUCCAACCAAGAUCUGACCACUAUAGCUGAGACUGUCGUGGAAAAGGCUAAAGAAAUAAUGGGAGGAAUGAACGCAACAACCACCGAGAAACUAAUGAAUGUGAUGAAGAAAACUAAAUCGAAGACGGUCAGGCGGUUAAUUCUGUUGUUAGUGCAAACUUGCGAUGACGACCACAAUAGCACAGCCGAAGCAUCCAAGAAAGCUUUGCUAGAAGCCCUCAUGGCAGUAUCACAGAAAGACAUGGACGAAAUGGCUAAAGAGCAAGAAGAAUUAACGCAAACCACCAUUGCCGACUACGAUUCCAACCUUUACACCAACACGCAUAGAAGAACAGACAAGACCCUCGAGACUGUCAGAGCGCCAAGCAGAGUUGCCGACCGACGAGGCAAGAGUAUAAACUUUGACCCGAGCGCCAUAAACUCGCUAUCCAACCCUUCCACCACACAAGCACCUAAAACAACCGAGGCGAUAGUAGAGACCACUGUUUCUAACAUCACUCCGACGCCUUUUACUAGGACGACCCCGGCCAACCGUAGAGGGACCAAGAAGUUUUUAACAAAAAGCUCUAAUUUAGAAAUUAAGACCACCGUCAUACCCUUUGAUGCUCCUACAGCGGCCGCCAGGAUUUCUGCUGGUGGAUCAGAAGUGAAAACUGUAUCUGACACUCGGGCUAUAGAACUAUUAAGAUCGCUCUACUCGAUAGCGGCGAAGUGGGGUUGAUUCCACUAUUUACUCUAGUUACCAUUAAUUACUACUCAAGGCGUGUUAGCAACGAUUUGCUUAAUAUUUUUGUACUUACUAUUCGGGCUCAAUUUAUAAAUUAAUUAGUAGAAUCGUUAAAUCGUUGCGAACACGCCGUCAACAUUGUUAAAAUGUGAUGUUUCUGUAGAUAUUGUUUUCGGACUCUGUAUCCAAAUUUUAGAGAUUAUUUACCACUAACUAGUUUUAGGGAGAUGACAAAUUAAUGAAAGUUUAUACUUACCGUCGGUGUUUAAGAAUACGAGUAGUUAACUUAUUUUGUUAUUUCAUUAAGGUUAUAUUUUUGAUACCUGUGCGUUAGAGACUAAAAUUAAAAGAUGAUAUUUUAAGGCAUUUAAGUUUCCUACCAUGACAUCGUAUUAUCUUCACAUAUUGAAGAGUUAGUGCUAAAGAACUGCUGAGUUACCUACUUAUAUUUUACUUAGAUUUAAUACUCUGUUAUAAACUGCCAAGCAACUUUUUUAUUGUAAAAAUGCAUAGUUUUAAGUAGAUUUUAUUUAGCUGUAUUAUAUUAUGUUAGGAAUCUUUUUUACAAUAAACUUUGUAAAACUA
This is a messenger RNA of Plutella xylostella (diamondback moth), 5336 nucleotides long. It is a transcript of the gene thw, whose product is annotated as chitin-binding domain protein thawb. Gene Ontology annotation, cellular component: extracellular region. The record is from RefSeq and is a predicted model, not a curated record. NCBI's taxonomy places the organism in Eukaryota, Metazoa, Arthropoda, Insecta, Lepidoptera, Plutellidae. Gene Ontology annotation, molecular function: chitin binding.